AUGCAAGGUGUGGUGCUCAAUACACAAUCUUACUGUAGAGCCCUUCAAUCUUCUCCUUCUUCUUCCUCCAACACCGAAAAGGGUACAAGCUUUUUCGGUAAUCAUGUUCCUUUUAGGAGGAAGAACAAUAACUCUAUGCGUCCUUGCGUUUGGUUUCAUUCACCGCACUCUACACGUCAAUUUGCUAUAAAGGCUGUUGCCACUCCAGAUCCAGCUGUGGAAUUGCCACUAACUGCCGAAAAUGUAGAAAUUGUGCUCGAUGAAAUUCGACCGUAUCUCAUUUCAGAUGGUGGAAAUGUUGCUCUACAUGAAAUCGAUGGCAAUGUUGUUCGGUUGAAGUUACAAGGUGCUUGUGGGUCGUGUCCCAGUUCUGUUACGACAAUGAAAUUGGGCAUUGAACGGAGAUUAAUGGAAAAGAUCCCUGAAAUAGUUGCAGUUGAACCGAUAUCUGACGAAGAGACUGGUCUUGAGCUAAAUGAUGAAAAUAUUGAGAAGGUAUUAGAGGAAAUAAGGCCAUAUCUGGUUGGGGCAGCUGGUGGAUCUCUUGAAUUGGUAGCCAUUGAGGAGCCAAUAGUAAAGGUACGAAUCACAGGUCCAGCUGCCGGUGUCAUAACUGUGCGUGUUGCUGUUACACAAAAAUUGCGAGAAAAAAUACCUGCUAUAGCUGCAGUUCAGCUGUUAUGA
Molecule: messenger RNA, 684 nt
Organism: Lathyrus sativus (Indian pea)
Lineage: Eukaryota; Viridiplantae; Streptophyta; Magnoliopsida; Fabales; Fabaceae
Source: the annotation of a GenBank genome assembly